AUGGCCAUGUGGUCAGCCAAGGUGCAGGACGCCCUCUCGGAGCUCACCGCGGAGGAGGUGGAGGAGGCCGAGGAGGUGCUGUCCUCCGACCCCUCGGCGCCCGUCGCGCCCGGCGGCGGCAACGCGUCGAAGCUGCUCGCGCCGGACGGCGGCAACGCGUCAGACGGCGCCAAGAAGCACAGGGUGGCGCUGGACCCCCGGAAGUUCGGGGACCUCCUGGCGCAGGCGCAGAACAUGGACCUCGGGGAGGCUGACGGCUCCAAGUGCUGUCUGGAGGGCCCGAAUUCCAAGGUGCACUCCAGGAGCCGCGCCGUCAACAGGUCGCGCAUACUCGACAAGCUGAAGAGCAACGGGAACGGCAAUUACAGCAACGUGGACCCGGAGGAGGAGAUCGGGGAGAUGAUCGUGAAGGUGAACAAGGUGCUCAACGUGCUCAUGCGAGCCGGCCACCGAGGCAGCCAUCCGGGGCACCUGCGCAACAAGGUGCAUCCGGUCCACCCGCGCCCAGGAGGCUUCAAGCUCUUCUUCCAGUCGGUGGCGCUGUUCGAUUGGUGCUUGCUGUCAUUCUUUAUUGUCAUCUGGUUCGUGGCCUACUCGUUCUUGCUGAAGUGGAAGAACAGGAGGAAUUACCACGGGGCCACGCUGGGUGGCUGGCUGGUGAUGGCCGUCCUCUUCGGCCUCGUGAUCUGGAUGCGCCAGGGGGAGAGCAGCGCCACGCUGUGGGUCAGCGGCUUCAUCCUGGAGCUCAUCUUCCUCAUCGAGAACGUGUUUGUGUGCCCCCACUUCAUGUUCAGCGCCUCCCUACUUCAAUGCUUCUGCCCACCUCUGCCGGCCGACGUGUGA
Messenger RNA from Prorocentrum cordatum, 843 nucleotides. Lineage: Eukaryota; Dinophyceae; Prorocentrales; Prorocentraceae. The record is from the annotation of a GenBank genome assembly.